Messenger RNA from Sordaria macrospora k-hell, 1146 nucleotides. The record is from RefSeq and is a predicted model, not a curated record. NCBI's taxonomy places the organism in Eukaryota, Fungi, Ascomycota, Sordariomycetes, Sordariales, Sordariaceae.
AUGACCGAAAUGUACGCUCAGCCUCCGGCCUCUUCGGCUACCGCCCCACCUCAAGGCCGCCGCGUCAGCGUCGCCAUUCCUCCUUCGUCCAUCGCCAUGCCGCCUCCAUCAACAGCUGCCCGCCUAAGGAGCCAUCUUGCCGGCGAGACGUAUUCGCCUGUCAACCAGAACGGAAGUUUCGAGUUUGACCGUGUUAUCAAGAGCGGAUUAUGUGCAGAAGCGCACCUCAAAAACCAAGACCCGAAGCAGAAACGCCCAAACGUCUUUGGUCUGUUUUCGCCAGCAAAGAACUUCCAUUUCCAGGCGCCGACUUUGCAGGAUGCCCAGGAGUGGGUUGACUUGAUCAGGAAGGAUGCCAGGAUAGAGGAGGAAGAGGAGGAGCUUUUCUUGGCCAGCCCACUUCCCCGACGACAAUCCGACCUCAACUACAACGCUGCCGCCGCCGAUCAGGAACGACUUGCUUCGAGCUCACCGGAACCCCUCGAGCCUCCCGUUAGGAUUCUGGCGGCUCCCGGCGGAAGACGGCCAUCGGCCAUUGAAUCUUCAGGAAUGUCGGGAACAGAGCUUGCGUCGCAUUCCGACUUCUCCGAUUCGGAUUUCCAACGGAUACCGGGCCCAACAAUCGAAAGUUUGACUGCGCGGUCUCAAUCUGUAUCACAAGCACGAGUACGAGCAGCACAGGCACAGGCACAGGGUGCCCCCAUGACCCCAGGAGCGAUGAACAUUAGCCAAUCUAGCGGCAUCAACCUCGAGCAGGACCCAGAUCGGAUUAUUUGGCAGGGAUGGUUGCGAUUCCUCCGCAGCAAACGUGGUGUCAAGCAAUGGAAGAAAUCAUGGGCUGUCUUACGACCAAGGAAUCUCAUUCUGUACAAAGACGAAUCCGAGUACUCGGUUCUCUUCGUCGUUGCUUUCUCGUCGAUCGUCAACGUUGUAGACAUUGAUCCACUGAGCAAGUCCAAGGCCCAUUGCUUGCAAAUCAUCACGGACGAGAAGAGCUACCGAUUUUGCGCCCAGAAUGAGGAGGAGCUUGUCCAUUGUCUGGGUGCUUUCAAAAGCUUAUUGGCAAAGAGGAGGGAAUUGGAGUCAAAAGCGGCGGCGUCGACAGCGAAUGCUACCACCGACCAUCAGCCUCGCCCGUCUGCAUGA